Verticillium dahliae VdLs.17 is the source of this 888-nucleotide messenger RNA. RefSeq lists its product as uncharacterized. The coding region runs from base 1 to 888 and encodes 295 amino acids. The record is from RefSeq and is a predicted model, not a curated record. Gene Ontology annotation, cellular component: membrane. The transcript has 2 exons. NCBI's taxonomy places the organism in Eukaryota, Fungi, Ascomycota, Sordariomycetes, Glomerellales, Plectosphaerellaceae.
AUGUCGCGCAAAUCAUGGACCGAUGGCUUUCGCUUCGACAGGGACCUCUGGGAUCCCUCCAACCGCUUCGAGACUUCAUGGCUGCUGUCGCCGUGGGUACUUUUUGCCUGCCGCGCCCUAAUUAGCAUCUUCAUCUUUACCACCCGGUUUUAUCUGAUUGCCCGCCACUGCAUAUCUGGCCCCCGUAGGUGCGACGCCGCCGUCGACGAGUUCUCCUUCUUCACGAUCCUCACAUUUUGGGGCUUGGGCUUCUACUUUGCCUUUGCUGCCAUCCACACGCUCACCUACGCGCUGCGCGCACGCCCUCUGCUCGACUCCUUCCCCCGGCCUCUGCAAGCGCUGCAUGCCCUCUUCUACACCACCAUCACUGUCUACCCGUGGCUCGUCACCAUCGUCUACUGGGGCGUCCUCUACUCCGGCCCCUGGUACGAGCAGCCCUACCAGGCCUACUCGAACAUUUCGCAGCACGCCCUCAACGCGGCCUUUGCUCUUUUCGAGAUCAUCAUCCCCCGCACGGCCUACGACCAGAUGCGCCUCGUCCACAUGCUCUGGCUCAUUGUCAUCCUCGCCUUCUACCUCGCCCUCGCCUACAUGACCGAGGCCACCCGCGGCUUCUACCCCUACAGCUUCCUCGACCCGGACGCCAACGGUUCCGGCGUCGUGGUCGGCUACAUCCUCGGCAUCGCCGCCGCCUCGCUCAUCAUCUUCUGGGCCGUCAAGGGCCUCGUCUGGGUGCGCCAGUGGCUGACGGAGCGCCGCCUCGGCAUGGAUGGCAAGUUUGCGCGCCAGCCCGCGUACGACGAGACGGAGAUGGGUACCAUUGGCCAUACCGCCAAGCCAAACCAUGACCGCGAGGCCGAGCUCGACGGGCCGGUCGAUCGGUUCUGA